CAGCGGGUGAGCCCAUAAUACUGUUACACUGCUGUAGGAAAACGAGUGUGUGGUGCAACUAACAGUAUUUUUUCUGAAGCAAGAAAAGAGAGCAACUGAACGUGACAAACUUGCAGCGCUGGCCAAAUCAACGCCUUUGAACGUGGAUGAUGAUGAAAACCCACGCCACGUAUUGCAUAUGACAAGUGCGACUUUGCGACCUAGAAUCUUGUUAAUGGUUCCAUGAGAUGUCUCGAGAAACGGUCAGCUUCAACCAGUCCGGCCCAACGCCCGUGUGCGCUGACGAAGGAAGUCUUACGUCCCGCACAGGCUGCUACGUCAUCACCCUCACCUUCUCCCAGCCAACUCAGAUUGGUGAAAUAACAUUUCGGAAUUACUACACAUGGGGCGUUGGCGUGCACGUUCUGCGGGCGGCCGCCUCUUCCCCGUCGAACAUGGGCGGCAUUGUGGGUGCCGGUCUUUUAGGGAACGAUGCAGGAUCUGAAGCUGCGUGGGCGUGGAAGGACCCCUCGGCGUGGCAGGUGGGCGUGAAGAACAAGGUGAUUAUGCCUCACCCCCACACUGAGACUGCCAGCCAUGACUUCGUGUCUGUCACUUGCCUUGAGAGUCGCGUUGACUGGCAGGACGUGAUCGGCAUGAGGCUGAUCCUCCGACAGCCUUCGCCGGUGUGGAGGACCUUCUUCAUCGAGGAGAUCACGGCCUACAGGGAACUGCCGCGCCUCCUCCCCUUCAGCGUCCCCAUCAUCAGCCAGGAUGGGCAGGGAGAGAAGCCCCAACCCACGCCUCUGGACCGCCUGAUUCAACAAACGCGCCGAGCCAUGCGCAUCCCCGAUGAAGAUUCGCUGGAGGUAAGCCUCUCCGUCGGUAGAAAUUUCUGUCUUAUAUGA
This is a messenger RNA of Penaeus vannamei (Pacific white shrimp), 887 nucleotides long. Its product is annotated as nicolin-1. Gene Ontology annotation, cellular component: nucleoplasm. The record is from RefSeq and is a predicted model, not a curated record. NCBI's taxonomy places the organism in Eukaryota, Metazoa, Arthropoda, Malacostraca, Decapoda, Penaeidae.